Molecule: messenger RNA, 1850 nt
Organism: Sciurus carolinensis (gray squirrel)
Lineage: Eukaryota; Metazoa; Chordata; Mammalia; Rodentia; Sciuridae
Gene: Tacstd2
Product: tumor associated calcium signal transducer 2
Exons: 1
Coding region: 161-1120 (319 amino acids)
Biological process (GO): positive regulation of stem cell differentiation
Cellular component (GO): membrane; nucleus
Source: RefSeq, a predicted model, not a curated record
GCCGAACCAGCCAGGCAGGUCCGGCGGAGUAUAAGAGCGGGAGGGAGCGGCCUGGAGGCAGACGCCUGCAGACCGUCCCAGUAGCCCGAGCCCCAGCCCGAGCCAGCCGAGCCCCUACGCCUAGUCCUCCAGUGUCCGGUCCGCGCACCUCCGCCCCACGAUGGCCAGGGGCCCCGGCCUCGCGCCGCCGCCGCUGCUGGAGCUGCUGGUGUUGGCGGCGCUGACUGGCUACGCGGUCGCGCAGUACAACUGCACAUGCCCAACCAACAAGAUGACCGUGUGCUCCCGGGAUGGCCCGGGCGGCAGCUGCCAGUGCCGCGCGCUCGGCUCGAACGUGGUGGUCGACUGCUCCACGCUGACCUCCAAGUGCCUGCUGCUCAAGGCCCGCAUGAGCGUCCCUAAGAGCGGCCGCCGUCUGGUGCGGCCGAGCGAGCAAGCGAUCGUGGACAAUGACGGCCUCUAUGACCCAGAGUGCGACCACGAGGGCCGCUUUAAGGCGCGCCAGUGCAACCAGACGUCGGUGUGCUGGUGCGUGAACUCGGUGGGCGUGCGCCGCACAGACAAGGGAGACCAGAACCUGCGCUGUGAUGAGGUGGUGCGAACCCAUCACAUCCUCAUUGACUUGCGCCACCGGCCGACCGACCGCGCUUUCAACCACUCAGACCUGGACGCCGAACUGCGGCGGCUCUUCCAGGAGCGCUACCAGUUGCACCCCAGGUUCGUGUCGGCAGUGCACUAUGAGGAACCCAUUAUCCAGAUCGAGCUGCGGCAGAACGCCUCGCAGAAAGUCCCUGGCGACGUGGACAUCGCUGACGCAGCCUACUACUUCGAGAGGGAUGUCAAGGGCGAGUCGCUGUUCCCCGGCCUAGGCCUGGACAUGAGGGUGCGCGGCGAGCCCCUGCACGUGGAGCGGACGCUGAUCUAUUACCUGGACGAGAAGCCCCCUCAGUUCUCCAUGAAGCGCCUCACCGCCGGCCUUAUCGCCGUCAUCGUGGUGGUCGUGGUGGCCAUCGUAGCCGGCGUGGUCGUCCUGGUGAUCACCAACCGGAGGAAGUCCGGGAAGUAUAAGAAGGUGGAAAUCAAAGAGCUGGGGGAGUUGAGAAAUGAACCCAGCUUGUAGGUACCAGAAGGGGAAGCGGGAGGGGUGAGUCCCAAUUCUUGAUUCUUGGCUCAAAGGAGAAUUUCUCUUCCCAAAUCCUUACUGUCCCCUCUCCUCUCCACACUCACCAAAUUUGAUAAGUUUGAUAUCUUGGUAUCAGGAGACAGUUCUUCGUGACUUCUGUCUUCUGUCUUGAAGGAAGCAAUUCUAAAAUUUCUUCCUUCUGAUCCAAGGAAAAGAAAACUGACUCUGGGAGUUGAGGGAAGAAUGACACAGAGCCAUGUGUAAGAAGCAAAUGUCUGACAACCUAGCUUCUUUGCAAGUGAUCAGAUCGAUCUGGAAGCUUUAAAUGAGUUUAGAUGGAAAACAGCUCUUUUACUAUCUUGAAUUUGUUAUUUGAUGAGCUUCCAGUUAUCAUUGCCCUGCCUAUUAAUUAGGCCUGUGUAGUAUCCUCAUUUACCAUCGUUUGUAUUACCCACCACACAGCUUGUCACUAGGAAAGAAGCCUAUUUCCGCUGCCUGAACACAUUUUAGAUGUCUUAGUUUGAGGGCAGAGACUGCCCCAGAAACAGCUUCGAUUCUCAGCUCUUCUGUAUUACAGCUGAUAUCAGUAAUGUUUUCCUUUGUAAAAUGUUUGUAUAUAUGUCGUCUUUGAUAAUGCUGCUGUGAUUUUUUUUAAACAUGAAUUUAAUAAAAUAUGGGAAAGGUACAAAUGAAAAGAUGGAGUUUGUGAAAACUCCCUCCGAAUUUA